Molecule: messenger RNA, 2327 nt
Organism: Notolabrus celidotus (New Zealand spotty)
Lineage: Eukaryota; Metazoa; Chordata; Actinopteri; Labriformes; Labridae
Gene: nek7
Product: NIMA-related kinase 7
Exons: 10
Coding region: 444-1355 (303 amino acids)
Biological process (GO): protein phosphorylation
Molecular function (GO): ATP binding; protein kinase activity
Source: RefSeq, a predicted model, not a curated record
UGACAGCUCUCUCCUCCAGUCUCUGACACUCGCCCCUCCUUCCUCUGCUCUCCGGGAAUGCUGGCUUGUUUACAUUACUGGCACACGGGUCAGGAGUGUGGUGAUGAGAGGGGCCUAGCCAGUGGAGACGAGACCAUCUGAAAACACGUACACACAUCUCGACUGGCUCCACAGCAGCACAGUCUCUCUCUGUCUGUCUCUCUGUCUGUCUCUCCUCUGCGUGAAUCCGUCUCUAACACUCGGGGAACACUGCCACGCAAGAAAGGAGGCCCGCAGAGACAACUUUAGCGACCUUGGAAAAGAAAGGGAAAGUCAAAAGGAAGACAAGCGCCAUAAACCAUCAGCAGAAACUCUCACCGUGAAGAAGAAGAAGAAGAAGAAGGAGGAAUAUCUCAGCAACAGGCUCCACUUCCUGAGGUGCAGAGGAUCAAGCGCCUGACACCAUGGACAUGGACACGCAGCCACAGGGACAGCAAGCAGCAGUGCCCGUCUUUCAACCCCAGAAACCGUUGCAGCCAGAUAUGGGUCACAACUCUCUGGCGAACUUCCAGAUUGAGAAGAAGAUCGGACGUGGACAGUUCAGUGAGGUGUACCGGGCGAGAUACCUGUUAGACAACACGUCAGUGGCUCUGAAGAAAGUCCAGAUAUUCGACUUGAUGGAUGCCAAAGCUCGGCAAGAUUGCAUCAAAGAGAUAGAUCUCCUUAAGCAAUUGAACCACCCCAAUGUGAUAAAAUACCACGCAUCUUUUAUCGAGGACAAUGAGCUGAACAUAGUCCUGGAGCUGGCAGAUGCGGGGGACCUCUCACGUAUGAUCAAGCACUUUAAGAAGCAGAGGAGGCUUAUCCCAGAGAGAACAGUGUGGAAGUACUUCGUCCAGCUCUGCAGCGCGCUCGAACACAUGCACUCUCGGAGGGUCAUGCACAGAGAUAUCAAGCCAGCCAAUGUAUUCAUCACAGCUACAGGAGUCGUCAAACUAGGAGACUUGGGACUGGGACGAUUCUUCAGCUCCAAAACAACCGCCGCUCACUCGCUAGUGGGUACUCCUUACUACAUGUCACCGGAGAGGAUACAUGAAAACGGCUACAACUUCAAAUCUGACAUCUGGUCGCUAGGAUGCCUGCUCUACGAGAUGGCAGCCUUACAGAGUCCGUUCUACGGGGAUAAGAUGAACCUUUAUUCCCUUUGUAAGAAGAUAGAACAGUGUGACUACCCCCCUCUUCCCUCAGAUCACUACUCAGAGGAGCUGAGGAACUUGGUAGAUAUGUGCAUCAACCCUGACCCGGAGAAGAGGCCGGACAUCACCUACGUGUACGACAUUGCCAAACACAUGCAGAACCUGACACAGGGCAGCUAAGCCCGGAGUUACACACGCAUUAGCUCGCAGAACUCUCUCCAACUCUCCACUUUGCUUCUGAUGCUGGACUCGUACACAUCUAUCAGCUUCUGUACAAUAACUUACUUCAGAGUACCCACCCCCCCCCCCCCCCCCCCCCCCCUUGUUGAAUUUGUUACGAAUUUGUAUUACGAAGGUGACGGUACCGUCCAGAAUGUGACUCAGACACCAAACCUUAUCCGCCCAAAGAUAAAGAGAAUCACUAAACCUCCAUGUCCUCAGACUUUAAUAAUGUUACUGAAAUCAACGUAUCAUAACUCACUGAUGUGGGAGAAGUGAGACGCUCUUAAGCAGCUGUGUUAAUAAGAUCCUACAGAAGAUUUAUAUUCUGGAAAACUGCGAAAUUAUGAGAGAAAAAAAGCAAAGUUUAGUGUUACCUUUCUCAAUAAAGUGCAAUCAACAUUUACAAUCACCCUGCAGGUCUUUGGUGGAUCUGGUUAGACCUACGGACAAUAAACGACACAAAAAGAGCAGGAACACUUUGAACACAACGGUUCAGUGAGAGUGAGGAAAUGUUCACUCAAUGGCAGGAAACCUGAGAGACGUUACAGAGUGUUUGAUGGUUGACGCUUUGUUGUGUUGCACUUUUUACCCUGGUACUGGAAGGCUGGCAGGGUGUAAAUGUCUAAUGAAUGUAUAAGGAAAGGAAGGAUUAUUUAGAGGGUAGACUAGAGACGUGCUGGGGGGAGAACAUGGGCAAAUGUCUCCACAACACUUUGAAUGUAAGUCAUUUUGACACCUAUGUAUUGUCUUUAAAGAUUCAGAAUUACUCUUUCUUGACAGCCUAGAAGGAGAAGAAGCUCUAAGAAAGGCAGUUUUACAUCUGCUGUUUACCUUCCUCACUGACACCAAAAUGUUUCCUUCAUGGUUAGACUUAUUGCUAUUGUCACACUUUUUUUUUCUCCACACAAUAAAACCACAGGAAGAGAAAAA